UUGCCAAACAGCCCAGCAGCUGCUUCACUCACGGAUUAGAAGAAAGGGGUACGUUGACCUGGAGGAGGCAGCGAUCAAUGGUGACAAGUGAUAUGCUUACAGUUUUGAUGCCGGAUAAAGCGCUGUGGGCGGCGGAGGCGGCGGCGGGAGCAGGUUUGCUGCUAUGGGCGCUUUGGUUAGCCGCUUGGCUAUGGUGGCGGCCCCGCCGGCUUGAGCGCGCUCUCCGGGCUCAGGGUCUCCUCGGAACUCGAUACCGCUUUCCCUCCGGCGACCUUAAGGAGAACGCACGCCUCGUCCGAGAGGCCCUGGUUAAGCCCCUCGCCUUUUCUCAAUGCGUCAUCCCCCGAGUCUCUCCCUUGCUUCACCGAGCGAUCGGUCAAUAUGGUAAGUUGUGUAUUACAUGGGCUGGUCCUGUGCCCAGAGUAACCAUCAUGGAUCCUAAUUUGGUCCGAGAAAUUCUGAGUACCAAAUUUGGUCACUUUAUGAAACCAAAGAUUAACCCUCUAUGGAAGGUGUUGGCAACUGGACUUGCAAAUUAUGAUGGUGAAAAAUGGGUCCGACACAGGAGGAUUAUUAAUCCUGCAUUCCAUGUAGAGAAGUUGAAGCAUAUGCAGCCUGCAUUUUUCACUUGUUGUAGUGAAUUAAUUGGACGAUGGGAGAAAUUGGUUGAGCCUAGUGGAACAUGUGAACUGGAUGUCUGGCCUGAGUUUCAAAAUUUAACAGGUGAUGUCAUCUCAAGGACAGCCUUUGGUAGCUGCUACGAAGAAGGAAGAAGAAUAUUUCAACUCCAGGCAGAGCAAGCCGAACUUCUAAUUAAGGCUUCUCAAUCUGUGUAUAUCCCUGGUUACAGGUUUUUGCCCACUCCAAUGAAUAGAAGAAGAAAACAAGUUGAUAAAGAGGUUCGAUCUCUUCUCAGAGGCAUGAUUGAAAAAAGAGAGAAUGCUAUCAAAUAUGGAGUCAAAAAUAGCACUGACCUAUUAGGCCUAAUGAUCGAGUCCAAUCUGAAACAAUUUGAAGAGCAUGGAAAAUCCAAAAAUGUUGGAAUGACCACUGAAGAAGUUAUCGAAGAAUGUAAGCUUUUUUACUUUGCAGGACAAGAGACAACGAGCGUUUUGCUUAAUUGGACAAUUGUUUUGUUGAGUAUUUAUCCAACCUGGCAAGAAAGAGCGCGUGAAGAGCUUAUGCAAGUAUUUGGCAAAAAUUCACCUGACUUUGACGGUUUAAGCCAUUUGAAGAUUAUGAGCAUGAUUCUGCAUGAGGUUCUAAGACUAUACCCCCCUGUGGUUCUCCUGGGCCGAAGGACCUACAAGACCAUGGAGCUAGGAGGUAUCACAUACCCAAAAGGUGUGAUGCUCUCUCUCCCUGUAAUCUUCAUUCAUCAUGAUCCUGAAAUCUGGGGAGAAGAUGCCCAUGAAUUCAAACCAGAGAGACUCGCCAAUGGCAUAUCGAAGGCAGCACAGAACAACCAGAUGGCCUUCUUCCCAUUUGGUUGGGGUCCUCGCAUUUGCCUUGGUCAGAACUUCGCAAUGUCUGAAGCCAAGAUGUGCUUGACCAUGAUUCUUCAGCGUUUCAAGUUCGAGCUCUCACCAUCUUACAUCCAUGCUCCAUACACUGUCAUAACACUUCAGCCUCAGCAUGGCACUCAAGUCGUGUUACAUACAUUACGAUAACAUUUAUGCCUGUCACGGUUAUUAACAAAUUACAGCUAUUCUGAUAGAAAUAAUGGUUUUACUUCGCAUUUUCUCAAGUUGGGAGUGGAAAUAAUGUAGCUGCAUGAUAAGUGCGUCGUAUUGCACAAUAAAUUCCUGUAAAUUUGAUUAGAAUAUGUUUUAAUGCUUGAGGACAUAUUUCAUACCGCA
Molecule: messenger RNA, 1859 nt
Organism: Dendrobium catenatum
Lineage: Eukaryota; Viridiplantae; Streptophyta; Magnoliopsida; Asparagales; Orchidaceae
Product: cytochrome P450 CYP72A219-like
Exons: 5
Coding region: 78-1670 (530 amino acids)
Molecular function (GO): oxidoreductase activity, acting on paired donors, with incorporation or reduction of molecular oxygen; heme binding; iron ion binding
Source: RefSeq, a predicted model, not a curated record